UUGACUCUAGUCGCGUUUCUCCAGUGCGCGCCCACACCCACCCACCGUGCACUGUCACCGUGCGCCGCAGUGUCUGCGGGACUUUGUCUUCACAGUGCGGCGGUGUCGGGACAUCUCUGCGGCAUCGGCAGCCAGGGCACCCGGGCAAGCUCUCCGCAACACCCCGGUGGAGACGCGUCUCUUCCUCCAUCCUGCUGGCUGGCACGGAGCCGUGUGCGCAUCCUCCAUGUCCUGUCCUCUCAGUGGGGACAGUGUGCAUCAUCUGACUGGAGGAGACAUCUGGCUGGCACCAUGAGCAGCACUGUGUUCCAGCAGCAGGCUGUCCACAGCCCUCUGGAGCAGCAGAAGAAGAAAGCCAAGCAGGGCGGAGGAGGACCCAUACCCUGUCAGAACUGUGGGAAGCCAUGCAAAGGGGAGGCCCUCCGCGUCCAGAACAAACACUUCCACAUCAAGUGCUUUGCCUGUAAAGUAUGUGGAGCUGAACUGGCCCAGGGGGGUUUCUUCGUGCGACAGGGUGAAUACAUCUGCACCCUGGACUACCAGCGGCUGUACGGGACCCGCUGCUUCAGCUGCCAGGACUUCAUAGAGGGGGAGGUCGUGUCGGCCCUGGGGAAGACCUACCACCCCCGCUGCUUCGUCUGCGCCUCCUGCAAACAACCUUUCCCUGCCGGCGACCGGGUGACAUUUAAUGGGAAGGAGUGCAUCUGCCAAAAAUGUACCCAGCCUCUCCCUGCCAACAGCCCAGCACCCAUACAGGCUGUCCACAACUGCUGCGGCUGUGGGAAGGAGUUUAAGAAUGAACAGUCUCUUGUAGCGCUGGACAAGCACUGGCACCUGGGCUGCUUCAAAUGUAAAGUCUGCAACAAGGUGCUCAACGCCGAGUACAUCAGCAAGGAUGGGAUCCCGUACUGUGAGAUGGACUACCACGCCAUGUUUGGCAUCCAGUGCGAGAGCUGCAAGAAGUACAUCACUGGAAAAGUCCUGGAGGCUGGAGAGAAGCACUACCACCCUGCAUGUGCCCGCUGUGCCCGCUGUGAGCAGAUGUUUGCAGAGGGAGAAGAAAUGUACCUGCAAGGAUCUACCAUCUGGCAUCCUCCAUGCAGACAAGCAGCCAAGCUGGAGGAGAAGAGUAAGAAGCAGGUCCGGAUACAGCUCAAUGACAUCGCUGAGCAACAGGUGACCCGGACUUCAUCUGAGAGCAUCACCUCAGUCCCAGCAUCCAGCGCCUCAGGCUCUCCCAGCAGAGUCAUCUAUGCCAAACUAGGAGAGGAGAUGCUGGACUACAAGGACCUGGCGGCUCUUCCAAAGACCAAGGCCAUCUAUAACAUAGACAGGCCGGACAUGCUGUCCUACUCUCCAUACGUCAGCUACCCGUCUGAGGAAAGACAUUAUGGAGAGACCCCCCCGCUGCUUUCUCCUACUCCUACUGAGGGCGAUGGAGAGAAGUCCCCCCGCCAGAGGAGGCCUUCCAGCCCUAGCUCUAACAGCUCCAUGGGGGGCUACGGACGGUACACCCCGUGUCGUUCCCCCACCAAUUACAGCCGGCCAGGGCCAGAGGAGUACCUUGGUGGUAGACACAGCAGCCAGGCCUGUGACUCCAGUAUUCUCGAUUUGCCUCCAAACCUCCUGGGUGCCAUUAAGUACCCCUCCAACUGGGCCAGGGACUCAUCGUCCCUCCCAGUGCACUGUUCUGCUGGGGCUGAAAGGAGUGGUGUUGGUGUUGGAGGUGGUGGUGGUGGUGGUGGCAAGUUCUCGCCCACGCCAGUAGGUGUCAGUGCAGGCUUGUCUUAUCAGCUGAACCCGACCACCCUGGCCAUGCUGCAGCAGCACAACUACAUCCCUUACUUCAGAGGAAGCGAAAGUGGUCGGAGUACCCCCAGCUUAUCCACCUAUUCUGACGGCAAAUCCCCGUCCUCUACUUCGACGUAUGUGGCUGCUCCCCGGCAUUUCCACGUACCAGAGACUCUGGUCAAAGAUAAUCUUUAUAGAAAACCCCCCAUCUACAAACAGCAUGCUUCUAGAACAUCCUGGCAGGAUGGGGAGGAUGGCAAGAGGACCAGUUGGAUGAUCUUGAAGAGUGAGAUUGAUGGACAGAUGGGUCCUGAAGACCUGGACCCCCGCAAAUCCACCUGCAGUCUGCCCACUGACACAUCCCAGCCUAAUUUCCCAUACAAUAAGUCUGCAUCCUUACCCGGAUAUGGAAGGAACGGCAUCUACAAGGCUGCUGAGAUGGCGGAGGAUGAAGUGGACCCCCAUUCUGAGAGCUGGGGGGUUAUGAGAGAAUACAAGAUCUACCCUUAUGAGAUCCUGGCAGUGACGCAUAGAGUGAAGGUGAAGCUUCCCAGAGAAGUGGAUCGCACCCGACUGGAGAGACACCUAUCACCUGAGGACUUCCAGCAGGUUUUCGGCAUGACCCUGGAGCAGUUUGACCGCCUGGCCCUCUGGAAGAAGAACGACCUGAAGAAGAGGGCCCGCCUUUUUUAGACCGAAGGAAAAGCAUCUCAACUUGCAUUCAUCUUGUGUGGGAGGAAGCACAAAAGAUAGCCAACCCAUUUGAAAUCUCGACAUAUGCACCGCCACGAUAGCCCGACUUCCACCUGUAAACCGCCACCUGGAGGGGCGCCGAGCCCGAACAUCUCCACGACGUUGAGGCAGCAACUAGAGCUUUUUGUAUGCUACAGUAUGUGGUGCCCAUGUUUGAGGGCGAGGAGCUGCGUUUGCAUGGCCUGUGUUGAUGCUCCUCGCCUCCCAUGUGGUUUCUGCGUCCUCCCCCGGCCCAUCUGGAUGCUUCCACACACCCUGGCUAAAUAAGGACUCACUCAUUACCAACUAGUUCUCAUGCGGGCCUUCCCCACUGGUUGCUGGGGUCCGGACUGCUACAUGUGCACCUUCUUUUACUUCACCUCACCACUGGUAUUCAACAGAGAUAUACAACUUGGAGGACAUGCUUACACCUUACCUGUCUCUAUCUCGAGUUUUUCAUCGUCUGAUCUGUCUCGAGACGUCAUUCUCUCUCGCUGUCCCUCCAUUGUUUUCGGUUUAUUUUGACACCCCCGCCAUUACUUCAGACGCCUCAGUCCCUGUGCAAGCAUGUCAAGGCCAACCACGGGGGUAAGAAACGACUCCCAACUUCUGGGAUCUCUUUCUUCAAAAAGGGCCAAAAGCACAUUUUUGUCUCUUUU
This is a messenger RNA of Etheostoma cragini (Arkansas darter), 3182 nucleotides long. It is a transcript of the gene ablim2, whose product is annotated as actin binding LIM protein family, member 2. The record is from RefSeq and is a predicted model, not a curated record. Gene Ontology annotation, cellular component: actin cytoskeleton. The transcript has 23 exons. The coding region runs from base 292 to 2484 and encodes 730 amino acids. Gene Ontology annotation, biological process: cytoskeleton organization; dephosphorylation; lamellipodium assembly. Lineage: Eukaryota; Metazoa; Chordata; Actinopteri; Perciformes; Percidae. Gene Ontology annotation, molecular function: phosphatase activity; actin filament binding.